This is a messenger RNA of Solanum lycopersicum (tomato), 1501 nucleotides long. RefSeq names its product zinc finger protein 4. Gene Ontology annotation, biological process: negative regulation of abscisic acid-activated signaling pathway. NCBI's taxonomy places the organism in Eukaryota, Viridiplantae, Streptophyta, Magnoliopsida, Solanales, Solanaceae. The record is from RefSeq and is a predicted model, not a curated record.
AAACUCUAACAUCCACUAUAACCAUCUUUUUCUCUGACUCUCUAAUGUCCCACCAUUGCCUUUGGCUUUCCCAUAAUUUAAAUUAUUUUAAACAUUAAAAAAAAUGAUACCUACAACUCCACUCUUCAAUUCCUCAAAGUUCCUUUUUUUCAUGUAUACUUUGAAAUGUCCCAUUAGAAAUUAAACAUCACCAUAUUUUGUCUUACAACAAGUCAACAAGAAGAAGAAGCUGGAUUCAGGGAAAGGCCACACCACGAGGGGUGCCACGUAGGUGGCCUACCCUGAACCAAUCCGUUGUUGAUAAUGGACUAAAAAAUUAUAGAAUUCGCGAGGACAAUGUUACUAAUUUGAUUCAAUUGAUCACUACAUAGUGUUAAUAAGUUGUUAAUAUUUAACCAAAGAUGCAAACACCAAGAUUCAAUCUUGAAGUUGAGGCCUUGUUUGAAGAUGACUCCGAUAUUACUAGCCAAGUCGCAUCUAACAUAUGUGUGGGUGAGACGUUCACGGACCCUCCCAAGAACAGAGUUAUAGAUUUCACACAGUUAAGUUCAGAACACGUGUCACUUGACUUGUCUCUUAGCCAGGAUUCGAUAGGCGGUUUUUCAGUAUCUAGCACAAGUGAAAGCAGCAAUGAACUUGCAACUACACAAACAUCGGUAUCAGGACCGGGGUUUCAACGAGUUUUUAGUUGUAACUUCUGCCAGAGGAAGUUCUAUAGUUCACAAGCACUUGGUGGACAUCAGAAUGCACAUAAAAGAGAACGAACGCUAGCUAAACGUGCUAUGAGAAUGGGCGUUUUCUCUGAAAGGUACGCUAACUUGGCGUCUUUACCUUUACAUGGAUCUACAAUAAGGUCUUUAGGGAUCAAAGCUCAUGCUUCAUUACACCAGAUGUCUGCACCAGCAAUUAGGCCACUCGAUUUUAAAACGAGUGCAAGGUUUGAGUAUGGUAAUCGCCAGAGUCCACCUUUGUACAUGGAAAAUGAUGAUCAAUUAGUACUAUGGCCUGGCAGUUUCCGUCAAGUGACGAAUCCUGGUACCUCUCACACUAAUUUUUCACUUGAUGGAUGUUCAAAUAUGACAUUGACUCCAUACGUCGAAAAAGAUGAACCAAUUGCACCAGAUCUCACUCUGAGGCUUUGAGAUAUUUGACAGCAAAUAGCCAAACAUCAUUUAGCUUUCUUGUUUCUAUUUGUACAGUGAAAUAUAUUCUACUAUGUGUGGAUACUAUGCACAAUGCCUGCUUAGGCCCUAUGUUGCUCGGACUCUUCAAAAACAUGUUGUCUGGUGCUUGUCGAAUCCGAUACUGGUGCUGCAACAUUUUUGGAGAGUCUGGACAACAUAGUUCAGACCAGUGUGAUUUGAACAUUACAGGAUUGUUUUACAAUUUGAAUGUAUUAGUUAUGACUUGUAACGGUUAUCAUACUUCGUAUUUUCUCCUUCUAUGACUGUAUAACUUUUUUAAGUAUCGACAACUAUAACUCUCUGUGUGUUGAUGUCUA